Molecule: messenger RNA, 2671 nt
Organism: Balaenoptera musculus (blue whale)
Lineage: Eukaryota; Metazoa; Chordata; Mammalia; Artiodactyla; Balaenopteridae
Gene: UNC93A
Product: unc-93 homolog A
Exons: 9
Coding region: 833-2059 (408 amino acids)
Source: RefSeq, a predicted model, not a curated record
CAUCCUGGUGCUUUCCUUUGGAUUUCUACUUCUCUUUACUGCCUACGGAGGUCUGCAGAGUCUGCAGUGGUGGUUUUCUGAGUUUUGGGCUCUGGCUUCUGCAAGGAAAGAGACCCUCUCUGCGAAUUUUUCUUCUCUGGUGUCUGGUCAGUUGUCUGCAGCACAGCAGGGACCCCCUGCACAAGUGACCACAGGGUCGGGCUGAGCUGGAUGUGGAAGCCAAGGAAACAGAUGGCGGGACCCUUGUGAAAGAAGCAAAAGCCAAAUGUCACCGCUGCCAUUGCCUUUGCCUGAGCUGGCUCUGGUUACCUAUUUGACCCUUUGUUCGCUUCACACCAAGCUAUGCUAGGCACCAAGUGACAAAUGACAAAAACAAGAAAAAUGUGCAUUGUGUUUACACAGCGUUAAGCUGGAGCUGCUUGCUCUGCCUCAGGCAUAGCGGGAACCUUGGUCUCCGAGGAGCCUGGAGACGCGGCUCCCUGGCUUCCCUGGCACCCCGCCUUCUCAGGGAUGAGGCAGGGGCUGCGGGAAGCAGGAAGCGUGAGGGCACCUCUGCCCCAGGCCGGCCACACUGGCUGCUUCCCCCUCGUCUCCACUUGCUGAUUCCCCUUGACCAGAGUUCUCCGCAGUCUCCUCCCCUCCCAUCCCUCAGCGGGAGGAGAGGACGCCCGCCCAGGCAGCCUGUUGCUGGGGGUCUCCAGGACCUGGAGAUGACCCAGAGCACCUAGCCCUGGCCGCCGGGCCCCUGACCGGGCUGGCCUUGUCCCCGCAGAGCAGCCUGUACAGCGAGGACGGCCUGGGGGUGGCGGCGCUCAGCACGCUCUAUGGCGCGAUGCUCCUGUCAUCCCUGCUCCUGCCGCCCAUCCUCAUCGCGAAGCUCGGCUGCAAGUGGACCAUCGUCAUCUCCAUGUGCUGCUACGUGGCCUUCUCCCUGGGCAACUUCUACGCCAGCUGGUACACGCUGAUCCCCACUUCCAUCCUGCUGGGACUUGGAGCAGCCCCGCUGUGGUCCGCGCAGGGCACCUACCUCACCAUCAUGGGAAACACACACGCAGAGAAGACAGGAAAGGUCAGCAAAGACGUGGUCAGCCAGUAUUUUGGCAUCUUCUUCCUCAUAUUCCAGUCGUCUGGUGUGUGGGGCAACCUGAUCUCGUCUCUGGUGUUCGGCCAGACGCCCACUCAAGGGGCCAUCCCAGAGGAGCAGUUCGAGUCCUGCGGGGCCAGUGACUGCCUGGGGGCCACGGCGUCCACCAACAGCACAAACCGUCCCUCCCAGGAGCUGAUCUACACCCUGCUGGGCAUCUACACGGGCAGCGGCUUCCUGGCGGUCCUGCUCACCGCCGCGUUUCUGGAACCCAUAAAAGACGCUGAGCAGAAAAGUGAGGGAGAGAAGCAAGCGCCAUCGUUCUGGUCCACUUUGCUGUCGACGGUCAAGCUGUUUAGAGACAAGCGCCUGUGUCUCCUGGUCCUGCUGCCGCUGUACUGCGGCUUCCAGCAGGCCUUCCUGGCCGGUGACUACACGCGGUCCUACACCACCUGCGCCCUGGGGAUCCAGUUCGUGGGCUACGUGAUGAUCUGCUUCUCAGCUGUCAACGCGCUGUGCUCCGUGCUGUACGGGAAGCUGGCCCAGUACACGGGCAGGAUCGCUCUCUUCGCGCUGGGUGCCGUGACCCAGCUGUCCUGCUUCAUCGCCCUCCUGCUGUGGAAGCCUCACCCCCGCCAGCUGCCUUUGUUCUUCGUGUUUCCCGGCCUCUGGGGCAUGGCCGACGCCGUCUGGCAGACACAGAACAAUGCUCUUUUCGGGGUCCUGUUUGAGAAGAACAAGGAGGCCGCCUUUGCCAGUUACCGCCUGUGGGAAGCCCUGGGCUACGUCAUCGCGUUCGGAUACAGCACGUUUCUGUGUGUCAGCGUCAAACUCUACGUCCUCCUGGGCGUCCUGAGUCUGGCCAUGGCGGCGUAUGGAACUGUCGAGUAUCUGGGGUCCAAGAAGGUGGCCAGGCUGCUCACCGAAGAGCAGACAAAACCAGCUGAGGAAGGAGUAACACAGACAAAAAUGUGAAGCAACAAACCCCACGGUGGAUGAACCCAGAGCGUAUCGGCGGGAGAGUUUUACCUGAAGAUGCCUCAGAGUUUAUAGUUGAUUCUUCACGACUACUUCAACGAUAUUUCAUCUUUUACGUGAAUUUUUUUUCUAUUUUAUCAAAUUUUUCAGUCCACCCUCUCAUCCAUAGAGACCCAGAGCAUAUGUGAAAGAAAUAAACUCAGGGUACAAUCAACCACUCGGAACUGGCCUAGAAUCAUGGGGGCAACAGCUUAUGCUUGUUUUUGUCGUUGUUGCUAAGAAUUGGAAGGCUGCUGUGACAAUGCAGCCCAACACCAUCAUUUUACAAACAGGGAAACUGAGGUCCAGGCAAGUCAGUGACUACCUCUCAGAGUCAGCAAGUGACAAAGCCAGACUAGGGUUUAUGUCUCUUGACACUUAUAGAGUAUGAGUUUCUAAAUAAAUGCAAUUACGCUAUGGACUUGACUCUUGUCCACAUACUUUGGACACACACACACAAGUCAUCACAUUACCCUGUUGUAGACCAUUGGAGACAACAGGCAAAAGUAAUUUCCAGGGCUUCCCUGGUGGCACAGUGGCUAAGAAUCUGCCUGCCAAUGCAGGGGACAC